Messenger RNA from Diaporthe batatas, 1590 nucleotides. RefSeq lists its product as uncharacterized. Gene Ontology annotation, cellular component: mitochondrion. Bases 1 to 1590 code for a protein of 529 amino acids. The record is from RefSeq and is a predicted model, not a curated record. Gene Ontology annotation, molecular function: glycerol kinase activity. Lineage: Eukaryota; Fungi; Ascomycota; Sordariomycetes; Diaporthales; Diaporthaceae. The transcript is spliced from 4 exons. Gene Ontology annotation, biological process: glycerol-3-phosphate biosynthetic process; triglyceride metabolic process; glycerol metabolic process.
AUGAAUGGGACAAACGGUACAAACGGCGGGACGAACGGAACCAAUGGGAGUACGAACGGUACAAAUGGGAGCGCCGCCCAGGUCUUUGUCGGGGCCAUAGACCAAGGCACGACAAGCUCUCGGUUUCUGAUCUUCAACGAACGUGGCGAGGUUGUAGUGACCCACCAGAUUGAGUUCACUCAGAUCUACCCUGAGCCUGGAUGGCAUGAGCACGACCCUCAGGAGAUAGUCACUUCUGUAGAGGAGUGCAUCGAUGCUGCUGUGAAGUCCUUCGUGGAUCUUGGCCACUCAGCUUCAGACAUCAAGGCUGUCGGCAUCACCAACCAGCGUGAGACGACUGUGGUCUGGGACAAACAGACCGGCGAGCCUCUGCACAACGCAAUAGUAUGGACGGACACCCGCGCCGCCGAGUUGGUGAGGGAGCUGAAGCGACGCCCCGGCGCCGAUGAGAUCACCCAGCUGUGCGGGCUGCCGCUGUCGACGUACCCAUCAGUGGCCAAGCUCCUCUGGAUGCUGGAGAACGUGCCCAAGGUCAAGGAGGCCUACGACGCCGGCAACCUCGCCUUCGGCACCGUGGACACCUGGCUCAUCUUCAAGCUCAACGGAGGGACGGAGAAGAACCUGCUCGUCACUGAUGCAUCGAACGCCUCGCGGACCAUGUUCAUGAACCUCGAGACGCUCGAGUAUGACGAGAAACUGCUUAGCUUCUUCCGCUUGGACCGUGAGAAGAUCCGCCUCCCGGAGAUCGUGCGCUCAUCCGAUGCAUCUGCAUAUGGCACACUCACGUCGACCUCACUCAAGGGAUUGCCAAUCACAGGAAAUCUAGGCGAUCAGUCCGCGGCGCUGGUUGGGCAGAAGGGGUUCACACCGGGCCUUGCCAAAAACACGUACGGCACCGGCUGUUUCCUCCUGUACAACGUGGGGCCCAAGCCCGUCCUCUCCACCCAUGGUCUUCUAACCACAGUUGCCUUCGACUUCGGUCCGGACUCGCGCAUGUACGCGCUUGAGGGCAGUAUUGCCGUUGCAGGCUCCAGCGUCAAAUUCCUCGUUGACAACCUCAAGUUCGUGGACACGAGUAAGAAGAUCUCCGAGCUGGCCGAGACCGUCCCCGACAAUGGCGGCUGCACCUUCGUCACCGCGUUCAGCGGACUGUAUGCGCCAUACUGGUACGAUGAUGCGCGUGGGACACUGUUCGGCAUCACUUCCUACACGAACCAGGGCCACAUCGCCCGCGCGACCCUCGAGGCAACCUGCUUCCAGACCAAGGCGAUCUUGGAAGCCAUGGAGAAGGACAGUGGUCAUGCCUUGACAGAGUUGGCCGUCGACGGAGGCAUGUGUGAUUCUGACAUUACGAUGCAGGCAGAUCUCAUCGGCAUCCCUGUCAACAGGCCAGCCAUGCGCGAGACAACGGCCUUGGGGGCCGCCAUCGCCGCCGGACUUGCAGUCGGGGUUUGGAAGAGCUUCGACGACCUUGCUGCGGUGAACACCGAGGGCAAAACAACCUUCGAGCCCAAAAAGGAGAAGCAGGAAAGCCAGAAGAUGUUCGCCCGGUGGCAAAAGGCCGUGGAGAUGAGCAAAGGGUGGUUGUGA